Molecule: messenger RNA, 3581 nt
Organism: Varanus komodoensis (Komodo dragon)
Lineage: Eukaryota; Metazoa; Chordata; Lepidosauria; Squamata; Varanidae
Gene: SPATA24
Product: spermatogenesis associated 24
Exons: 6
Coding region: 4-543 (179 amino acids)
Cellular component (GO): nucleus; cytoplasm
Molecular function (GO): DNA binding
Source: RefSeq, a predicted model, not a curated record
AAAAUGGCAUCGUCAGUCGCUUUCCAGCAGUUGCGGGACCUGAUCGAGGUGCAGGCGGCUUUGCUGGAUAGAUUGAGGCGGCAGUUAACAAUACAGGAGGAGAGCUCCGUAAACAAGAAGGCGUAUGAGGCUAUAGUGAGGAAACUAGAGAAUGAAGUGGAAGAACACACAAAGACAAAGUGUAAUUUAGCCAGGACAUCUGAACAGCUGGAAUUUGCCCUUGGGGAGAUUGAUAUUCUGUCAAAGCAGCUUGAGAGGGAGAAGCGAGCAUUUGACAAAGCACUUUCUUGUGUAAAUAGCAAAGUGCUAAAGCAAUCAAUCCAAAAAGACAAACUGAUAAGCAAAUGCACUGAAAUUGAGACCCAUAUUCAGAAACAGGAAGACAUUCUUAACUACAAAGAGAAUGAGAUCAAGGAGCUGCAACACUUCAUCAACAAGCAGAAGCAAACCUUAAAAAAAGAAACAUCUGAGUUUAAGAUACAGAAAGAACAAGAAAGUUAUAUAACAAAAGUGCUUGGAAAAAAGAAGACUGAUUUGAAGUAACCAUUGAAAUAUUCCCUUAAGUCACUUGAUCCUACACUUAUGCCAGUGCUAUAGAAGAUGAGGAUGAAAUUUUCAGUUUUCCAUCAAGAAAGAAUUCUGUCUGUAAAAGAAGAUUAUCACGGAGAAAUUAACCUCUAAAUUUCAGUUUUAGUGCUUCAUGCUGACCAGUGGAAACAGUUUUGGACUUAGAUAUUUCUGUACCCAUCUAGGUCAACAAAGACUGCAGAAAUAGUCCUGCAGUGUUUGGGCUAAAACACCCCUUUUUCAAGUUCAUGUGUCAUGGAUAUAAAAAGCAGACUUACCUGUGUACAAUAUGAAGUCAAACAAGUUCAGUUGUGUGGAAAGGGACUUAUUGUCAGGUAAGUGAGUAUAAAUUACAUCCUGUUUGAAAGGUAUUGUCUAAACUAUAUCUUUAAAGACAGGCUGUCAUUCUUCCUCUUCAUCAGUCUUUAGAAAAUAAAAGAAAUUGUCUCAAACUGCUAUACCAAAGAAGCUUCAGCCAUUAAACAGAAUAAAUAUUCUGAGAAAUAUGCCAAUACAUAUUAUGAAGCUAGUUGCCUGUGGAUCCAUUGACCUCUGUCCUAUGGUCAUAUUUAUGAUAGCUAAGGCUGCCUUCAUGGCAUGUCUUCUGAAAACCACAGAAAGAGGAGAGCCCAGUGAUCCAAAGCUGCUGAAAUAUGUUCUGCUUGCACAGUGAAAUCUGGUAGGUCUCAGGUACUCCAUUUCUGUGUUUGGAUGAGUAACUGCAGAAGAUACCAACACAUAAUCGACACAACACUGUUGAAUUAUAUUAUUUUAAUAAAUUCAUAGUCCUCUAACAUGUGCUAAUAGAUGCUUUAAGAUAAAUUUACAGAGAUUUGUAAGUUCAGGAUAUCCAUAUCAAUGUAUUGCUUUUUUAUGUAGUGCUGUUCAUUGUAUGCAGGGGUCACUCACACCUUUUAAGCUGAAUUAUUGACUUCCAGGUUAUGAAUGUUUAUGAAGAUAGUUUUUAAGGAAAACCUUUUACAAUGAGGUUUUGUUAUUGGCCCAUUUGCAAAAACAGAACUAGAAUGGUUGUCUUAAAGGAAAUAUUUCCUAGAGUUUGAGUCACAUAAUAUACUGGGUUAUUAGCAUCUUAUCAAACAGUUGUAAGCAGGGAGCAGUUGCAAAACAUGCAUUGGUUUGGUUUAAGCUGGAUUGCAGCCCUUUUUUUAACCUUCAGAUUAAAUGUUUUUUUUAAUUCUCUGGAAGGAUGUAAUGGAUGGCCGGGGGUUGCAUACAGCAGCAAAACUACCCUUCCCUAAUGCAUUAUGUGUAGAUGGGAUAUGUAAUUGAACUGAGUGAAGCAUUGAGAGGACAGUGCAAAGGAUGCCAUGUGAAUAGGGCUUGAUUUAUCCAUACAAAAGAUGGCCUUAGGAGCUCACUGGGCUGUGUGUGGGGCAAAACUAGCCACACAGAAAGUUCGGAAGAAUUGGCUUAUUGUUAACUAUGAGAGAGCAGUUUUUACAUCCAUGGACAGUAAGCCUGUUGGUGGCCUUGAAGACUAGUCAGAGCCAGCCUAGCUAUGCUAAUUCUCCAACAUAACGCAUAUAGAUUAUUACCACCAGUCAUUUUCUGUGUUCUUGGUGAUUGCCCUGCCUACAGCUUCUGGAUAGACUCCCAGUUUUCAAGACCCUUUUCUUAUGAAGAUAACUAUAUUUUGUUUUGGGUUGCCUAGUCAUUCUUGACCCAGUCUAGUCACAGUUAUGGCCACAUACUUGUAAGGAAAUAGAAUGUCAGAGAUGCUCCAGAAUGUUUGUAAAUUCUAGGCAGGAAUGAGCCAUGCCUGCUUGCAUUCAGGCUGUCUGCUGGCUCAACUCCCAGUGAAUGCCUGUCAUCUGGAAUUUACUCCCUGUGGACAAAUGGUGACUUGGCCCUCCCAGAUCUCAGGAGUCUUACACUGCUGGCCCAUAUUAAUCACAAAUAUGUUUGGGCAUUUCAAACUUCUUGGGAUAGGUCUUAGCCACUUACCUAAGACAAUAUCAAGUGUAAGCACUCUCAAAUAGUACACAUUUGGUUGUUUGUGGGUUUAUUUUACUUAAAGGGUUAACUGCUAUGCCAUUUAUUUCUAGUUGUUUUUUAAUUCUCAAGAUAUUAUAUUUAGCUCCAUUCGUGAACCGAGCUGACCCACGGUAUCCAGUAGCUUAUAGUCCUGGCAUGUCUCCAGUGGAUUAGCACCUGCUGCUGUUACUUUUCUGAUCUUUUGUGUAAAAAAGUUAUUUUUUAAAAGUCUCCAGCAAGAACAGACAAUUGCAUUUCAUUCUGUAAGCUGUAAAUUGAGAUACAUCUGUAAUAUGUUUGUUUUAUCUCCCAAGUGUGGAAUGAUUUGCUUUGAACAGAAAAAGAGAGAAAGUAACUUGAUUUAUUUAAUACUUUUCAUUUUGUAGAGGUUCCUUCUGAAAGGUUAUUUUAUUUUAAACUCUAAAAGCACCUUGUAGCUAGAAUUAAAACAGUUCUUUUGGAACAGAUUGGAUCCCUCCAUGUGAACGAGCUAGCUAAACUAGUGUCAGAUAUACUUCAGCUAUCUUGGCUAAGUUUCAGUAUUGAGAUGAUGUUGGGGGAGUUGGAUCAAUGAAACCAUCUGACAUUUAGACACUGAAAUAUUCACAAGAACUCACGUUGCACUAGUACUCCAAGUAUUUCCAGAGGUAAUUUUAACCCUCUUAAUUUAGGCACUAUUUGUCAAUAGGGUCUUUGAUACUGGUACUGUUUUCAAUAAACUUGGACACUGAGGAGUAAGUGCAAUUGGCACUGUAAUACAUAGGUUCUCUAUACAUGUAACAUGAGCUAAUUAUACCAGCUUUAAGCCAGUAGGAAAGGAGAAAUUAAAACCAUGAAAGAAAUGCACAUUACAUAGACUAUGAUUGGUUUAGCUUAUUGAGUUCCCAGGACAUAAGCAAAAUAAGUUUUUAAAACAUCUAGAUUUCCCAGAAGUUUAUUCAUAUCAUGUUAUAGAAAUUAGUCACAAGCAGCACAUUGAAAAACUACAGGCAAGAAACACAUCAGAAGCAUCAAUCUUA